Molecule: messenger RNA, 779 nt
Organism: Magnolia sinica
Lineage: Eukaryota; Viridiplantae; Streptophyta; Magnoliopsida; Magnoliales; Magnoliaceae
Product: exocyst complex component SEC3A-like
Exons: 4
Coding region: 229-477 (82 amino acids)
Source: RefSeq, a predicted model, not a curated record
CUAUAAAAUUUCUAGAGUCUUGAUAAGAAUUGCAUGGGCCCUUUGAGGAAAGCUUAUUGUCAUUCCCUUAAUUUGCUGCUUCGUCGAGAGGUCAGAACUUUUGUGAAUGAACUUCAUGCCAGUACCAAAGCAUCAAGAAAUCCAACAGUUUGGCUUGAAGCUUCUGCAGGUUCUAAUUAGGCUGCGAACAGCGCAAACACUUCUACAGUUUCUGAAGCAUACUCGAAGAUGCUUACAAUAUUCAUUCCUCUUCUUGUGGAUGAGAGUUCAUUUUUUGCACAGUUCAUGUGCUUUGAAGUUCCUGCACUUGUUCCACCCGUUAAUUCUAGUAAAAGCGAUGCCACUGCUGAUGAUGCUAAUGACGAUGAGUUGAGCCUUAUGGACCUUGACGGAAAUGACAUAAAGCCUAGCACUAAUUCUGCUGAGCUAGGAGCAUUAAAUGAAUCUCUACAGAGUUGCUCGAUGGGAUCCAAGUAACUUUAUGCCAAUCUGAUUUUCUAUCUGUGCUCAUGGACAAUGUUAGUUGCAGGAAAUCAUAUUUGGGAUUUUUAUAUCUGGGGUGGGAAAUGCUCUCUAUGAAGGAAGUUUCCCCUGAGCCUAUGGGUGUUGAUUUUUACAAGUUUGUAUAGUUUCCUCUUGGUAAAAUCUACUACUGCAUCUCUGGUAGAAUUCUAACAUAUUCCUUCCUGGACCAACAAAAAGGCUGUUAAAACUGUGGGUGGAAGUUAUUAGCUACAUACUUAAGUUGUGAAACCAUGAUGACUAAAUAAAAACCCAGG